Messenger RNA from Lotus japonicus, 711 nucleotides. RefSeq names its product chloroplast envelope membrane protein. Bases 1 to 690 code for a protein of 229 amino acids. Lineage: Eukaryota; Viridiplantae; Streptophyta; Magnoliopsida; Fabales; Fabaceae. The record is from RefSeq and is a predicted model, not a curated record. Gene Ontology annotation, cellular component: membrane. The transcript has a single exon.
AUGGCAAAAAAGAAAGCAUCUAUUCCCUUUCUAUCUCUCACAUCUAUAGUCUUUUUGCCCUGGUGCAUCUCUUUUACAUGUAAGAAAGGUAUGGAAUAUUGGGUUACUAAUUGGUGGAAUACUAAGCAAUUCGAAAUUUUCUUGAAUAUCAUUCAAGAAAAGAGCAUUCUAAAAAAAUUCAUGGAAUUAGAGGAACUGUUCUUCUUGGAUGAACUGCUAAAGGAAUAUUCGGAAACACGUCUUCAAAUCCUCCGUACCGGAAUCCACAAAGAAACAAUUCAAUUGAUCAAGACGCACAACGAAGAUCGUAUCUAUACAAUUUUGCACUUCUCGACAAAUAUAAUCUAUUUCAUUAUUCUAAGUGGUUAUUCUAUUCUAGGUAAUCAAGAACUUAUUAUUCUUAACUCUUGGGUUCAAGAAUUCCUAUAUAACUUAAGUGACACAAUAAAAGCUUUUUCUAUUCUUUUAGUAACUGAUUUAUGUAUAGGGUUCCAUUCGACUCAUGGUUGGGAACUACUGAUUGGGUCCGUCUAUAAAGAUUUUGGAUUUAUUCAGAAUGAUCAAAUUAUAUCUGGUCUUGUUUUUACUUUUCCAAUGAUUUUAGAUACAAUUUUAAAAUAUUGGAUUUUCCGUUAUUUAAAUCGUGCAUCUCCUUCACUUGUAGUGAUUUAUCAUUCAAUGAAUGACUGAAAAAAAAAAUGAUCCACCGAU